AUGAAAGUUAACUGGUCAGUAUUCAAGUUAUGGCUGACUUUUGGUGCUUCAUUAGCGUUCUUGAUCAUUGGCUUGGUGAGAGGUUACUCAGCGUCAGCUAUACCAUCGAUUGAAGCUAUAGAUCCUGAAAUGAUACAGAGUAACGAACGAAAGUCUUGGAUGGGUGCUAUUCCACCAUUAGGCGCUUUUGUAGGAAGUCUGUUAUCUGGAACACUGAUGCAGCGUGCCGGUCGUAAGAGGGCGCUGCAACUCACUGCUCCAUUGUGGGUCGCAUCUUGGCUCCUGAUCGGCUUCACUAAAUAUUUUGCUCUUGUUUUGGUGGGCAGGUGGCUGUCCGGCCUUUGUGUUGGUUUCAUUUUAGCACCAGCACAAGUAUAUGUGAGCGAAUGCUGUGACCCUGAAAUACGUGGCCGUCUGGGCUCUUUGCCGACGUUAUCCAUGUCGUUGGGGAUCUUGCUGUCGUACAUCGCAGGCAACUGGCUGUACUGGAGAUACUUGGCGUUUUUCUCAUGCAUAUUUUGUGUGGCAUUAUUUCUGGUUUUGCUGCCAUUACCAGAGUCACCAGUAUGGUUAGAAUCUCAAGGGGCAGAUCCUUCGCAAGCAGUUAAAUGGCUCCAUCUAUCAUCUCGAGCAACAGCUACUGUUAAAGAAAAUUCAGAGAAAGGUGAAGUUGCAUCACCCCCGUCAAGUUUGUUCACGCGCAAAGUUUUCUUCUCUUCUGUAGUGAUAAAACCUCUAAUAGUGGGCUUUGCUUUGCUUUUCUUCCAGCAGUUUAGCGGCAUAGAUGCCGUGAUUUUCUUCACUGUCGAAAUAUUUGAAUCUUCAGGUAGCAAAUUAAACGCUAUGACGGCUACUAUAGUCGUUGGCUUAGUCCAGCUUGUCAUGAAUGGCGUCAGUACUAUGCUGGUGGACCGCGCAGGUCGGCGACCCCUACUGUUAAUAUCGGCUGCCAUCAUGUGUGUGUCUAUGGCAUCUAUGGGUGCUGCAUUUUAUUUUGAAUUCGAGAACAGCACUUGGUUAGGGUAUCUCCCCAUCGGUAGCCUGGUGACAUUUAUGAUCGGCUUCUCACUUGGUUUCGGUGGGUUGCCGUUUCUGCUCCUCGGGGAACUGUUCCCUACACAUUACCGGUCGCAGCUGUCCGCUAUGGCCAGUUCUGUCAACCUGCUCUCUAUGUUCACCGUCAUUAAGACAUAUCAUGCACUCGAGACGGUGUUAACGUCAGCGGGCACGUUUUGGAUGUACUCGUGUUUUUGCUCUCUCGCCUUCAUCUUCGUUUUGUUCGUGGUGCCCGAGACUAAGGGCAAAUCUUUAGCUGAAAUCGAACAACAUUUUCGCGGCUCAAAGGAAAAAGACGCAGUCAAUAUGCAAACAGUAUCUAGCGUAUCUUAG
Diatraea saccharalis (sugarcane borer) is the source of this 1389-nucleotide messenger RNA. The record is from the annotation of a GenBank genome assembly. Lineage: Eukaryota; Metazoa; Arthropoda; Insecta; Lepidoptera; Crambidae.